AUGAAAGUUAGACCUUCGCAGCCCACCUGUCCUCUUUUGACAGCGUGUGCACAUACUAGAAGCUCGCGAAAAACGGUCCCCUGGUCCCUUGAAGCUUCCGGCUGCUGUGCAGCUGCUACCAAGGAGCGCACCCAUGCCCCUCGCCCCCCUUCCUUUGUCCCCCAUGAACAUCCGGGUGCUGCAUCUUCUGCAGCUGCUGUGAAGGAGAAUGCCCCAUGCACUUCCCCUCCCCCCUCCCUCAUCCCACCCAGGCCUCACCCCCCUUCCCCCUCCCCCUUUCUCACCUGCGACUUGCCCCCAUGCAGGUCGACGGCGAAUGCACGCGGGCUGCAGGGCGGUGGGCAGAGGAGAAGGUGGGCAGAGGAGAAGGUGGGCACGAAAGAGGAGAAGGUGGGCACGAAAGAGGAGAAGGUGGGCACGAAAGAGGAGAAGGUGGGCACGAAAGAGGAGAAGGUGGGGACGAAAGAGGAGAAGGUGGGCACGAAAGAGGAGAAGGUGGGGACGAAAGAGGAGAAGGUGGGCACGAAAGAGGAGAAGGUGGGGACGAAAGAGGAGAAGGUGGGGACGAAAGAGGAGAAGGUGGGGACGAAAGAGGAGAAGGUGGGGACGAAAGAGGAGAAGGUGGGCACGAAAGAGGAGAAGGUGGGGACGAAAGAGGAGAAGGUGGGGACGAAAGAGGAGAAGGUGGGGACGAAAGAGGAGAAGGUGGGCACGAAAGAGGAGAAGGUGGGGACGAAAGAGGAGAAGGUGGGCACGAAAGAGGAGAAGGUGGGCACGAAAGAGGAGAAGGUGGGGACGAAAGAGGAGAAGGUGGGCACGAAAGAGGAGAAGGUGGGCACGAAAGAGGAGAAGGUGGGCACGAAAGAGGAGAAGGUGGGGACGAAAGAGGAGAAGGUGGGCACGAAAGAGGAGAAGGUGGGGACGAAAGAGCGGAGCAAGUGGAUAGGUCAGGCAGGGAUAGGUAGCUGCUUAGGCAGCUGCUUGUAG
Molecule: messenger RNA, 987 nt
Organism: Closterium sp. NIES-65
Lineage: Eukaryota; Viridiplantae; Streptophyta; Zygnematophyceae; Desmidiales; Closteriaceae
Source: the annotation of a GenBank genome assembly